GCAAGGAACACAAACAUGGCGUUUUUCGCAGCCGUGGCGGCGGCCGCUUUGCUGAUGAGCUUAGCGGCAGCGGCAACUACUUACCAAGUGGGUGAUGGGUUGGGUUGGUCCGUCCCUUCCGGUGGCGCCGCAGCUUACACUACAUGGGCUGACAAUAAAACCUUCACUGUCGGCGACACUCUUGUGUUCAACUAUUUGAACGGAUCACACGACGUGGCGGUAGUGACCAAGGCAAACUACGACUCAUGCAACACCAGUAGCACCCUCGCCCUGUUCACUAACCCACCAACGAGAAUCACUCUCAACUCCACCGGCGCGAAUUUCUUCAUCUGCACUUUCACCGGCCACUGUGCCGGAGGCCAGAAGCUUGCCAUCAAUGUCACCUCCGGCAGUACCGCCGCCACGCCACCUUCCUCCACGGCCACUCCUCCAAGCAGCGGUGCCCCCCCUCCAGGCUCUAGUGCCAACCCUCCACCUGGAAGUCCAACCAGCCCAAAUACUCCUUCGUCACCGACACCUGAAGGUUCUGCAGCAGCUUCUCUCGGCGCCGCUGGCCUUUCCGCUACCUUUUUGUCCAUUGCUUUGGCUUUGUUGUUUUAGAUUAUUUUCCUUGGCGGUAUAUAGUUAAUUUUGUGUGAUGUGAUUCAUUCACUUAAACAGCUAUAGCGUGAUUGUUUUUACACGACAUUGGUCAUUUUUUUUUUUACGUAAUAAUAAAUUUAGUUUUGAACUUUGA
Messenger RNA from Pyrus x bretschneideri (Chinese white pear), 736 nucleotides. Its product is annotated as umecyanin. The transcript is spliced from 2 exons. Gene Ontology annotation, cellular component: plasma membrane. Gene Ontology annotation, molecular function: electron transfer activity. Lineage: Eukaryota; Viridiplantae; Streptophyta; Magnoliopsida; Rosales; Rosaceae. Bases 16 to 600 code for a protein of 194 amino acids. The record is from RefSeq and is a predicted model, not a curated record.